Ramularia collo-cygni is the source of this 966-nucleotide messenger RNA. RefSeq lists its product as uncharacterized. Bases 1 to 966 code for a protein of 321 amino acids. NCBI's taxonomy places the organism in Eukaryota, Fungi, Ascomycota, Dothideomycetes, Mycosphaerellales, Mycosphaerellaceae. Gene Ontology annotation, molecular function: phosphoprotein phosphatase activity. The record is from RefSeq and is a predicted model, not a curated record. The transcript is spliced from 2 exons.
AUGGCAGUACCAGCAGUACCAGCAGCAGCAGCAACGACAAGAGCAACAGCAUUCACAGAGCCUCAACUUCCUUCCAUAAAACACUUCAGAGAUGUGGGGAUUUGCAUCAACAGCAUUGCGAAACGAAGACUGUUAGCCGAGGGUCGAUUGUUCGUCAGUACUUCCAUCAGCGACACCUCGGAUGCCGAAGAUGAAUAUCUACGAAAUUCGCUGGGGAUUCGAACGGUCGUGGACACAGCAUGGCAGAAAGAGGAGGAGCAGCACCUUACGCGCACGAUGAACACUGCGCUUGACAAGGCUCCAGAUGUCUCGGAACAGCGCUCAUGGUUGGAAAUCACCAGAGUCGACGAUAGGACCUAUUGUGGGGUGAAAUGGAGGCGAGGGCCAUAUGUGACACAGCUCAUUGAAGAGUUGUCAACCUGGCAGAAAACGAAACUCUAUGGACACGCUUUUCUCGAGGAACCAGACGCGAAUAAUGCCCUGCUCAAGAAAGUAGCCCGCAGCCCGGGAGCCACCAAGGAGAGUCUUCGGGUUCUGGGCUCUUCCAAGGCCAUGAUCGCAGAGCUGUGGAACAAGGUUUUUGGGGAUGAGACCUCAUAUCCCAUCCUCAUGGUUGGAAAUCGGGACUCGUGCAUGUUUCUCAUCAUCUUGUUGUUGUUCCUCGAUGUGCCCACCAAGGUCAUUUCCCAGGAGAUCCAACAGGCGAUUGAACAUGCUCAGGGUACCGUGGCGGCACCGACGGAUGAGGUGAGCAUCAAAUUUUCCGUCGACUUCAUGCAGAGUGCCGGGACGUGGGUGGGAGAUGUGGAGCAGUGGUUGGGGAAGAAGUAUAAAGGCCUUGAUGGGUACCUUGCGGCUGCGGGUGUAUACGCUCAUGCGCAGGAUACCGCCGAGAGGAUGUUGCUGGUGCUAUCGGGCGAUAAGCUGGCCGUCUCGACCGAGAAGGUCAUGGGGCGUAUGACGUGA